Molecule: messenger RNA, 789 nt
Organism: Trametes versicolor FP-101664 SS1
Lineage: Eukaryota; Fungi; Basidiomycota; Agaricomycetes; Polyporales; Polyporaceae
Exons: 1
Source: RefSeq, a predicted model, not a curated record
CUGCCGACGACGAACCUCGGUUUCCUCCCGUGCUCUAUCGACCCAGCCUUCGGAGUGCCCUCGGGUACCUCCGGGACAGCGGGGCUCGCCCCCCUGCUGUGAUGGCGGCUCGAGACGUCUGGGCUGGGGUCGUCAGUAAAAUCGCGCAGUGUGGCGCGGAGACUUCGGUCUUCGUGCUCGCUGUGUGGGAUGACGUCCUCCGAACGGCGUUCACUCGCCCGUUCAUGUGUUUUGUGCGCGCGAAUCUCUCGAUUCGCCGCUCCCUUCUUAUACCAGACGGCGACGCUGUCGCCUCUGCUACUACCGUGUUACGCGCCGAACGGAGCAAUCCGUCGGCGCAUCUUCUGUGAUAGACUUGAGCGAGUACAAUCUGUACACGCUCGUCACCAUCUGGAUAUAUCUUCUCGCUCGCUGGAUUCUUUCGCCGCCCACGACUGGACCUGGCCGCGCAGCAAGAUUUCUGUGGAGGGGCUUUGCGACUGCAAAUGCCCGGAAAUCGGACGAAGACGUUUAUCGUCUUCGACGUCCGUGCGGGCUAACGCACGGUGCCCGUCUCUGGUCGCAAGAUAUCGCUGGGCACGAGGAGCUCUGGCGGGCGACUUGAGGUUCGUCAGGUGCGUGGUCGGUCGCUGGUUGGGCGGUCGGAGGUUGUGCGCUGCACAAUCAUCCUUGUACCUCCAACUCGCUGCUGGCCUGCAUACACAAUUUUUGGAACCCCUUGCACUCUUCGCGAGUGUCGUGUCCGGUGGGCCCGUAGUUGAGCUCAUGUUGGUAGUAACUUGUAUCCCC